GUUAGGUUUUGAAAUCCGUGUGAUUUCGCCAUGACCAACCACGACGCUAUUUACGGAGUCUUCGCCGAGAGAGAUUCGCCGUCCGACGAUUCUAGCGGCGGAGGUCGGAGGAAGAGGCGUAGGGAUCAUCAGGAGGCCGAUUUAACCAAGCCUGUCAAUUUCGUUUCUGCAGUGAGGAGGAUAAUCUGUUGCUGGGUGCUUUUGGGAAGAAGAUAGCUAAGGGGGCGAAGAUGAGAGUUAAGGCGAAGAAGGGGAAGAGAAGUGGAGAGGGAGGGGAGAAGGAUGGUUUAGGUGGUGAUAUAGGUAUGUAUGAGAAGGAUAAUAGAGGAAUUGGUAUGAAGAUUCUUGUAAAUAUGGGGUACAAAGGAGGUGGGCUUGGGAAGAACCAGCAAGGUAUUGUAGCUCCUAUUGAAGCACAUUUGAGGCCGAGGAAUUCUGGUCUUGGUUUCAAUGGUUUUAAGGAGGUUAAGUUGCCUGAUUUAAAGGAGGAGGAGAAGAAGAAUGUUGUGAAUGAUCAGAGUUAUGGUGAUAGAGGUGGUUUGAAGAAGAAGAGGAAGAAGGUGAGGAAGGAAGUUUAUGUCACUGCGGAUGAGUUGUUGGAGAUGAAGCAGGAAGAGGGUUUUGGUGGUGGACAGACCAUUAUUGAUAUGCGAGGACCACUGGUUCGGGUAGUGACGAAUUUGGAAAAUUUAGAUGCAGAGGAGAAAGAUGUUCCAAUGCCGGAGCUACAACACAACUUACGACUGAUUGUUGAUUUGGUCGAACUUGAAAUUCAGAGGAUUGAUAGGGACUUGAGGAACGAGAGGGAAUCAGGGUUAAGCUUGCAGCAGGAGAAGGAGAUGCUUAUAAAAGAAGAAGAGAGGCAGAAAACACACUUAGAUAACAUGGAAUGUAUCCUAGAUGAAAUAUUUCUGAUCGUGCUGGAGAAUGCGUCUGGGAGUUUGACAUUGGAUUCACUUGCUAGUCGUUUUGGGGAUCUGCAAACAAGCUAUCCUGAAGAUUAUAAGCUUUGUAACUUGUCCACCAUUGCUUGCUCACUGGCCUUGCCUCUGUUUAUCAGAAUGUUUCAAGGCUGGAACCCUCUAAGCGAUGCUGUGCAUGGUCUGAACGCUAUGUCUUCUUGGAGAAAGCUUUUGGAAGUCGAGGAUAAUCAAAAUAUCUGGGUAUUAUCAACGCCUUAUAGCCAACUAGUCUCGGAGGUAGUGUUACCUGCUGUGCGUAUAGCAGGCAUCAAUACGUGGGAACCUAGAGACCCUGAGCCGAUGCUUAGAUUCUUAGAGACAUGGGAAAAUUUACUGCCUUUAUCUGUCUUGCAUACGAUUCUGGACACUGUAGUGCUGCCAAAACUGUUAACUGCUGUUGAAUAUUGGGAUCCACGAAGGGAACUUGUUGCCAUCCAUGUUUGGGUGCAUCCUUGGUUGCCAAUACUUGGACAAAAGUUGGAGUUUCUGUAUCAGAUCAUUCAGAUGAAACUGAGUAAAGUUCUUGAUGCUUGGCAUCCUAGUGAUCCAUCCGCCUACACUAUUCUCUCACCAUGGAAAACGGUUUUUGACGCUACAAGCUGGGAACAACUUAUGCGACGUUACAUAGUUCCCAAACUUCAGCUGGCCAUGCAAGAGUUUCAGAUAAACCCGGAAAACCAGGAAUUAGACCGGUUCAAUUGGGUUAUGAAGUGGACAUCUGCAGUGCCGAUCCACCUAAUGGCUGAUUUGAUGGAGAGGUUCUUCUUCCCCAAAUGGCUUGAUGUGUUGUACCAUUGGUUACUCUCUAAACCGAGGUUCGAAGAGAUCCACGACUGGUACUAUGGCUGGAAAGAGUUAUUCCCGCAGGAGCUUUCAGCUAACGAGAGGAUCCGGAUUCAGUUGAAGCGUGGUUUAGAUAUGUUGAUGGAAGCUGUUGAAGGAGUUGAAGUAUCUCAGCCAAGGGCAAAUGCACAAGUGCAGAAACACUUUGAGCCGGUUCGGGCUGAGGCCAAGGCUCAGAUGGAAAGUAAUGAAGUGCUGAGUUUGACAGAAGUGUUGGAAGUAUUUGCACAAGAGAAGGAGUUGCUGUUCAAACCUAAACCUAAUAGAAUGCACAAUGGUCUUCAGAUAUAUUGGUUUGGGAAUGUGAGUGUGGUUAUAGACUCGGUUAACCAGACGCUGUUGGCUCGGAAAGAGGGAGGCUGGUUUCUUGUAACUCCUGAUGACUUGUUGAGGAUGCACAACAACAAUGCAACUGUUUCUGGAAAACGAUAGAUUA
Eruca vesicaria subsp. sativa (arugula) is the source of this 2241-nucleotide messenger RNA. The record is from the annotation of a GenBank genome assembly. NCBI's taxonomy places the organism in Eukaryota, Viridiplantae, Streptophyta, Magnoliopsida, Brassicales, Brassicaceae.